UUGGCCGUGUUGAUAGCCGAAGUAGUGGUACUCUACCUUUAUAGAUACUCUCCUCAAAAUAAAACACAAAGAGUCAAGACUGACACCUCGCCUUGCGCUAGCGAUUUUCUAAAAACUUUAACUCAGACAGAAAUCCCACCAUGUCACAGAAGUUGCCUGCAGAUUCUGUGAAAGAAAUGGGACCAGAUGAUGUCACCAAACCAGCCAUCCGCAAUGCGGUUUGGAAGUACAUCGAAGAAUGCGACCUAGCCGACUUUCCUCGGCCGGUCAAUAGGAGGAUACCCAAUGUUAAGGGUGCUGCCACUGCGGCAGAACUUAUACCUACAAUGCAGGAAUUCAAGAAAGCCCAGGUGAUCAAGAUUAAUCCAGAUAAGCCCCAGGAACAGGCUCGAUUCUUGACCCUCGAUGCUGGUAAGACCUUAUUGGUUCCAACACCACGUCUCAGAUCUGGGCUAUUCAACAAGAUUACCCCACCCACUGGGGCUACAAAGGACAUCUUGAGGAUAUGCUCGACUUCUCAGGGUGUACGAGAGUACAGCUCUACCUUGAGUCUCGAUGAUAAAAUGCAAGUGGAUUUGGUCAUCAUAGGAUCUGUUGCUGUCUCCAAGACAGGACUUCGUAUUGGUAAGGGUGAAGGAUUUGCCGACCUAGAGUGGGCUAUGAUGUCAUCAAUGGGAGCAGUUACCCAGGAUACUGUCGUCAUAACAACUGUGCAUGAAUGUCAGAUUGUUGAUAUUCCGGAGAAGUUGAUUGAGGAUCAUGACCUGACUGUAGACUACAUCGUCACUCCACUAGAAAUCAUCAAGUGUAACACAUCCGGGAAAAAGCCAGCUGGAAUUAUCUGGUCUAAACUGGAGCCUGGCAAGCUAAAGAGAGUUCCAAUCCUGCGUAAGUUAUGGCAGGCCGAGAAAGAUGCCGGUAAAGACGUGACACUGAAGGACGGUCAAGAGUUUGACAUGGAGGCUGCGGAGAAAGAAGAUGCAGAGCGCGAGGAGCGUAGACAGCAACGUGAGGGGGAAGAAGGUGGAGACGGCAGACGUAGAAGAUACCGCAGAAGGUUUGGUGGUGGCGGCAGGUUUAGUGGUCGUGGACGCGGUAGAGGUCGUGGACGUGGCCGACCAAUUAGUCGGGAGAGGACCGAGUCUGAAGGUGGAGAGGGUACAGAUGGUGAGAGACAAGAGAAAGGGGCAGGAGAGGGAAGUGGAGAUAGACCUCAACGUAGAAGGCAGCGUAGAUUCAGGAGACGUCCCAACCCAAGACGUUCAAAGGAGUCUGAAGGUGAGGCUGAUGGAAGUGGUGAUGCUGCUGACAGGGAUCGUACCGAGUCAGAGGGCGAGGGCAAAGAAAACAGGCGCCGCCCACAGAGGAGGUUCCGCCCACGACGUGGUCGCCAGCCUGCACUGUUUGUGGGAGGUUUACCAAGGUCCCUCAGAGUAAGCACUUUCAAGACAGAGGUGCGCGGACGCGAUGUUGAUCCACUCAGGGUGAUCUGGCACGGCGGUAAUGGUCACGCUUUCCUUCAGUUUGAAAACAGCGACCUGAUGGAGACGGCCCUACAAGCUCUUGACGACCUGAACAUCAACGGGAAGAAGUUACGCGUUGAAGAGGCUAAAGGUCGUCCUCCACGUGGAGGGGAACGAGAAAACCAGAGUGAUGAAGUGAAGGCCGAGGCCGACACCAAUGCCGAAUAAGGCAUUUCACCAAAGAUUUAGUGCAGAUUUACUCGGCAUUUAUAUCUGUAUUUUUUGGUUCCGGGAUCUGCUGAAAUAUUAUAUGCUUGUGAUUAAUGUAUGACAGUUCUGAUUGUACUACCAAUGUUUGCUGUUUUGAUUUGUGUACAGACAAUGAAAAACCCCCUUCCACACAUGUAGUGACAUUUUUCUUGAGUAUACCAUGUCGGCAUCGGGCAGCUGUAGUAUCGCUCUAGCUAUGAUCAUAAUUUUCUCCUCCAAAGUUAAAUACUGCAGGCUGUCUUUUCUGCUCAGUUUGGCCAGAGUGCAGAAAAGACGUAGUUGUUUAAAAUGAAAAGAGAAGAUGUUUGUAAGUUAAAAUACGUCAAAAAUGAAGAAAGCCAUGAGUUCGUUUUCUUACACAGUUGAAAUGUUAAUGGUUAAAGUUAAGAAGAUUUUGUUGGACUUGUUAAAGAUUGUUGAUUUUAAUUCUAUUUUCUACGAACUUGUUGAAAAAAAAAAAAUACAAAAAAAAAAAUACCCAAAACACUACUGGUAUAAAAAAAAAAAAAUCCUUGAAAAACUGCUAAAGAAAAAAUAAUAUGAGAACAUUUUUUUUUCCCUUUGUUUAUAAUGAUAAUGAUGGAGUCACAAACCAUGAAUAUGUCUUAAUUUGAAAUGUAGUUUAUUAUAUUUCUUUAUUCAGUGUCAAUCAGGGAUAUGGGUACAAUGUCCUAUUAUAUUUCAAUAUGAAGAAUGUGUACAGAAUGUUCACUAUUAUAUUAUUAUAGCAAAAAUAAAUGCAUAUUUCCUGGAGCACAUAUUCUUUUUUUUUUUUUUUUUUUGGGUGAAUUUAAUUUAUUUGACGAUUUUAAUUUGUCCUGAGGACUUUUUUUUAUUAUUAUUUAUUUUAUUACUUUUUUUUAUUAUUUUUGAAUUAAAUGGAGCUCAAGAAGAGAUUAUGUGAUUGUUUUAUAUAUAAAUUAAAAAAAGAAAGAAAGGGAAUACAGAUACAGGUCAAGGCUUUUCUAUAUAUAUAUAUUUGUUAAUGGUAGAAAGAAAGAAAAUAUUUAACCUGGCUUAUUUACCAGGCAAAUAGUUAUAACAGUGAGCAGAUAUAAGUAUUUUCUACAUAAAAAAAGCAGUGAAUUGUAUUUUCUACAUCAAAAAAGAAUUGCAGGAAAAACCUUGUUUAUGAAUUUUGUCUGUGUUCGAUAGACGUUUUAAUUUAUGUGUUCAAAUAUUUUAAUGUAGGAAUAUAUUGCAUUUAUUUAUUGAUAUUAUAAAACAACUUUAGGUGUAAGCAAUAUUUGACAACUUUUCACUCAGAUAUAUAUAAUUCUCUAACUAUGCAAGUUGCGACACAAAUUUUUUUUGUUUUUUUUUUUAAAACCCAUGUUUCAUACAUACUUUAAUGCUUCUAUACUUCUGUUUUGAAUGUCUUGUGUUUUUGGUUUUUUUUUAAACAGCCCUUGAUGGUUUAGAAAAAAAUUUUGAGCCAUAGAGAAAAGGUCAAAGGUUUACACAGCGAAAUAGGUUAAAUUUUAGUUCAGAAUAUUUAUUUGAUUGUAGCUUUGUUAAAUUUUGUCUGUCAAAUUUGUUUUUUGGCAUCAUAACUUAAAUUGCAUCAUACCAUAUAUUCUGUAAUAAAUGCCCCUGUUAUGUGUUCUUAAAUGGGAAAAAAAAAGGGUUAGAUAUUGUGAAAGUGAAGAUGAUAUUUGCUGUGUGGUAUUUUCUGCUUGAUUGGAAACACCAGCUUUGUUUAAAUGUUUUCCUGGAUUGAUAACUAGAUGUUAUUGUAAUGGUAACUCAGUUUUUGUUUUAUGUCAAAAUUUAGCAGAAGGGUUUAUUAGAGAUUAUAUGGUAUUCAUUUAAAUGUGAACAUUUUUUUUUCUGUAGGAGCUCCGAUUUCUUAUUAUUUUCCAUAAAUUAGAUAUUUAAGCAUAAAUGGCAAAUUCUUAAGACAUUAAGUCAUAUAGAAAAUAAAUGUAUUAUUUUAUCCUUUUGUCUGAGGAUUGGCUAAAACUUACACUUUUUUUGCAAUAUGUUAAACAUGGUAUUUGUAUUUAUUUGUUUCUUGUGCAUAUCAUUUUAUCCCUCAUUCAUACUUAAACCUUGACUUUGCGAAUCUGUACUUUUGUUUGAAUGUUUGAAUUUGUUUCCAAUGAUUAGGUAUUUUUGUUGUUCUGUUUUUUUUGUUUUAUAUAAAGAAUAAGGCCAUUCCUUUGGUUGUAAGGUAAUCUAAGUAAAUCCAAGAAACAAACAAGUGUGCUUGAACAGGUGCUCUCUCAAAAGUUUUUGGACAAAAAUUUCUUGCUGAAUAACUAGUUACAUAAUUAAACUCCUUUUCAGUGAUAAAGAGAAAGAUGUGAAGGGGUUUUUUUUUUUUUGGGGGGGGGGGGGGGGGGGGUUUCAUGCAAUUUGUUCCUUAAACUCAUUUUUAAAAGAAGUUUUCAGACAGAAUAUUUUGACUACAAACUUUUGAAGAACAACUUGUCAAAAUUUCGUAUUUAUUAUUUUAUUUUUUAUGCUUAUUUUUUUUUCUUCGUACAGAAGUUAAUACUUAAUUUGAAGUCCAUCCCAUGAAAAGACUUUUUUUUUUUUAAUUGUUUAUGUUUGUGUUUCUAUAUGAUUGAUUUGAUAUUUAUGUGUGAAUGAAAUGCUUCUUGGACUUGUCAUCUGUUUAUCCUCUUUUAUGAUGGUGAUGAAAUUAUUUCUAAAUUACAAUAUUUGUUGGCGUUUUUUUUUAUGUUUUUUUUUUUUUCUUACUUGAAUUGCAAUAUUUGAAUUGUUGAAAAUGUUGUGAAUUCAGACUUUCCUUACAAUGAAAUUCAAGGAAUUCAUAUUUUGAAGAUGAAAGAUUUGUCUGAAAAAAAAAAAAAAAUUAGAAUUGUACAGAAAUUAUUUCCGUCAUCAUAAAGUGUUUUUUUCAUUAUCUACAUACGUUCGUAUCUGUAAUCACAAGUAUUUUAGGUAAAAAAAAUUAAAACAUAUUUUCAUGA
This is a messenger RNA of Ruditapes philippinarum (Manila clam), 4672 nucleotides long. Its product is annotated as methenyltetrahydrofolate synthase domain-containing protein-like. NCBI's taxonomy places the organism in Eukaryota, Metazoa, Mollusca, Bivalvia, Venerida, Veneridae. Gene Ontology annotation, molecular function: RNA binding. The transcript is spliced from 12 exons. The coding region runs from base 141 to 1691 and encodes 516 amino acids. Gene Ontology annotation, cellular component: cytoplasm. The record is from RefSeq and is a predicted model, not a curated record.